Messenger RNA from Microthlaspi erraticum, 567 nucleotides. The record is from the annotation of a GenBank genome assembly. NCBI's taxonomy places the organism in Eukaryota, Viridiplantae, Streptophyta, Magnoliopsida, Brassicales, Brassicaceae.
AUGAGUGACACAAUAGAAGGAGAAGGAGUGGAAUCAAGAAAGAGCAGGAAGGAGCUUGAGAGAGAAAGAAGACGUCUAAGAGACAGAGAAAGAAGACAGUUUAUGAGCCAAGACGAGAGAGAAAGACAUUUGGCUCGCCGCCGCAAGAACUACCAGCUACGUCGGCAGAGAGCUGAGACAAACCGCAUCGACACUCAGAUCCAAGCAAUCACCGGAGGAGCAGCACUGACCUCAUCACAUCAAGAUUCCGGAGCCAGCAGUAGUGUCCCAUUGCUUGAGUCUGAUCAGAGUGUGGAGAUACCAGUGGAGGAGAUGUCUAAACUGAUAGGGCCAAUACGGCUGAGCCGUGUGAAACAUCUGGCGAGAACACUGAGGAAGUCUAGUGCAACUAGUGCAGUGGCAAGCAACAUUAAUGGAGACACAGAAACAAAGACAAGAUGUGCAAUGACAAGUGGGCUACGUCUGAGUCAAGUGAAACGACUGGCGAGAUCAAAGGGCCAGCAAGAGUGUCAACAGGAGACCAGCAUUAUUAGAGAUGACAACUUGAGUGAGAGUCUAAUCAAUUAA